Messenger RNA from Oryza sativa Japonica Group (Japanese rice), 441 nucleotides. NCBI's taxonomy places the organism in Eukaryota, Viridiplantae, Streptophyta, Magnoliopsida, Poales, Poaceae. The record is from RefSeq and is a predicted model, not a curated record.
AUGGCGGCGGCGAGAUGCGGCGACGCCGAUGGCGCGACGGCCGUGGCUGGUCAGCAGUGGUGCGGAAGCGUGGCGUCGGCGGGGAGACGCGGCAUCGGCGGCAAGCGCUACGGCUGGGGGAGCGGGCGGCCGCAGCAGGCGCAGUGGCGCGACGGCCGUGGCUGGCCGGUGGGCAGCUGUGGCUGGCAGCGCGACACGACGGCCGUGGCUGGCUGGCAACGGCAAGGCCGCCACGGCGGAGAUAGUGCCGGCGAGCUGGCGGCUGGUGACGGGGUUGAGCUGGGCGGCGGUGGUUCUGGUGGUGGUGGUGACGGCGUCAUGGUGGUUCAAGGCGGCGGGGAUGGCGUCGGCCGAGGGCGCGAAGGCGGCGGUAUUGGUCCCUGCGCGGCGACGGCGGCGGUGCCCCCAGAUCCGCGCCUCUCGGCCGGAUUUGGAGGGUAG